AUGUCCACCGAGCACAUCAUCCCGAAUCCAAGUCCCAAGGAGACAACCGACGGAGAGGAUCUAUACGAAGCCUACGAGAUCGAGCUACAGUCCUCAGUGGGGAAUACGAUCCGCUUCGGGGACCUGAUAGCAGGCAAGGGCUCAAACAUCACGACGCUGGUGAUUUUCAUCCGACACUUCUUCUGUAUCUACGACCAAGACUACGUCCGCACCGUCUCCAACCAUCUCACAGACUCCAUCCUCAACACCCUCCCGGUUACGGCAGGUCCGUCGCAGGUAAUCAUCAUCGGCUGCGGCGACCCCGCGCGCAUCGUGCCCUACGUCGCCGAGACGGCGGCCACACUCCCCGUCUACACCGACCCCACCGGCAAGCUCUACUCCAAGCUGCACAUGAAGCGCAACGUCACGGGCAUCACGCGUCCGCCUUCGUACACGGAGGUCUCGUUUCUCAGGGCCCUCGGCCGUACGCUGAAGCAGAUGUUUCGGACGGGGGGGUUGAUCAGGGCGUUUCGCGGUGGCCCGUGGAAUUUGAAUGGGGGCGAGUGGGUGUUUCGUAAGGGUAGGUGUGUGUUUGUGCAUCGCAUGGAGAGUAUCGGCGAUCAUUUGACGGCGCAGCAGUUGUUGGAGGUUCUGGGGCAGGAGGGUGGGGGGACGGAAUAG
Molecule: messenger RNA, 660 nt
Organism: Aspergillus homomorphus CBS 101889
Lineage: Eukaryota; Fungi; Ascomycota; Eurotiomycetes; Eurotiales; Aspergillaceae
Product: peroxiredoxin-like family protein
Exons: 2
Coding region: 1-660 (219 amino acids)
Source: RefSeq, a predicted model, not a curated record